AUGGGGGAAAGUAUUUGCAGGACCGGGGCCAAAAUAAUCUGCACUACAGGAGUGAAAUGUACGGCACCGUCUCAAACUCUGAGUCAAUACUGCACUGAGCGAACGGAGCAGCCAAACCAGAGCGCUAUUAAUUCAGCGGCAAAUGCUGCCUCAAGCUUGAAUUUAUUAGAAGCUGGACUAGGGGAGCUGAUGUCUCCUGACCCCCAGGAAGGAUAUACACACUCUGGAAAUGAAGAGCACAUUUGGGUGAAAGAUGUGAACUCGCGAGGAAAUGCAGUGAUGGCAGAAGCACCGAAGGCACCUGGCUCUGCAGCUGCUUGGGAAAGCAGUGCAGGAGGUUUCGUUUGCUUUGGGAAACCUCUGUCAGGAACAAAUGGAUUUGGUUUCCUGGGGCCGGCCGCCUCCCGGGAGCUGCUGGCCGUGGGGCGCCGGGGAGGACUGGAAGAAACAUUGUUGAUUAGUUCAAAAUUGAGCAAGAAGAAGGCCACAACUUUACAGACAGUUAGAAUGCCAAGGAGUAAUAUUUUGGACAGAGUGCAGAACUUUUUACCACAGAUGGCACAUGCAAAUGAUGAGCUAAGAAGAAAAAUGCUAACAGCACCAGCUCAUCAGUUUGAUAUUGAAAAUCUGGACACUGCAACAGGAAAUGUUGUAGAAAUGAAUGUGGCUUUAGUUGAACUGAGUGGUUCUGAUACAGAUGAAGAGGUAUCACUUUCAGACGAUGACUCAGAAUCUGAAGAUGACUGUACAACUGAUGAAGUGACAAUAGAUAAUAUUAAGUUCCCUAAACAAAAGGGAGAAAAGGGCAAAAUAGAGAUUUUGGACAGCAAAGUGAAUGAGUAAAUCCAUUUGUAUUUUACUUUUGAAAGAAUCAUGCUUUCUGGCUUUGAAGACUUGACCCUUAAACUGCC
Molecule: messenger RNA, 911 nt
Organism: Tinamus guttatus (white-throated tinamou)
Lineage: Eukaryota; Metazoa; Chordata; Aves; Tinamiformes; Tinamidae
Gene: NOPCHAP1
Product: NOP protein chaperone 1
Biological process (GO): box C/D snoRNP assembly
Molecular function (GO): box C/D methylation guide snoRNP complex binding
Source: RefSeq, a predicted model, not a curated record